AUGGAUGCCAAAGUUUUUAGUCAAAACCUCCUUAAUGGAUUGACAUUGUCGCCGGAAUAUUUGCUGGCAGUAUUUUGGGAAACUAGCUACGCGUUUCUGUUGCUGGGAUCGGCUAGUUUGGCUAUUUUUAUUUAUGUCGUCUACCUCAUUUGCUACAAACCGCUGAAUCGUGUGAAGCCCUACGAGUCAGUGGGAUUUGAGCACUUGGAAAACCAAGGAUUCACAGCAAAAUGGCGAGCAUUUCGAGUGAAUCAAAUGAAAAAGAUGAACAUGGCCAGCGAACUUCCGCCCGUGUAUCCAAACGGCUGGUUCGCCUUGCUGGAAAGCGACGAUUUGCCAAUAAGUUCCACAAAGUUCAUCCAAGCCUUAGGCGAGAACUUCGCGGUGUUUAGAGAUACUGGUGGAGAAGUACAUGUACUGGAUGCCUUCUGUCCUCAUUUGGGGGCGAAUUUGGGCAUUGGGGGCAAAGUUCGAGGCAAUUGCAUUCAGUGCCCUUUUCACGGCUGGUUGUUUGAUGGGAAAUCUGGCCAAUGCACGUCUAUUCCGUAUUCAGCAUCAAAACCUCCAGCCCAGGCGAAGGUCAAGACCUGGCCAUGCACAGAAAGUCUCGGAUUAAUCAUGGUUUGGUACCAUGCAGAAGGCGAGGAACCUUUUUGGCAACCACCGGAUGUGCAAGGGAUUAACGACGGGCAAUUUGCAUUUUGUGGGCGAUCUGAACAUUACAUUAGCACUCAUAUCCAGGAUUUGCCGGAGAAUGGUUCAGAUGUCGCUCAUCUCAAUGUACUGCACACCCCAGGAAUUCCAACAGGAUCCCAUUUGAACGACUUGGAUGGAUUCCUCAGCAAGAUCUUCAGUCAUUCGUGGACAGCUUCGUGGACGCAAAGUAGUCCAUCAUACACCUCGAAUGUUGCAUUGACUCACAUCGGGAAAGUGUUUUCUCGUCGAUUACCAUUCAUGGAUAUAAUGUCCAAUAUCGAACAAAGCGGACCGGGACUUGUGAUUCUGAGGUUCGACUCUUUGUUCGGCCUCGGCAAAGGAAUUUUGGUGCAGGCUGUCACCCCAGUGGAACCCUUGAUGCAACGAAUGAUUCAUCGAUUUUACUUCAGCAAUCGAUGGCUCAAGAUCAUCGGAAAGAUUUUCCUUUACGGCGAAAAUAUUCAAGUAAGGCUUUGA
Molecule: messenger RNA, 1173 nt
Organism: Notodromas monacha
Lineage: Eukaryota; Metazoa; Arthropoda; Ostracoda; Podocopida; Cyprididae
Source: the annotation of a GenBank genome assembly